Molecule: messenger RNA, 3297 nt
Organism: Lagenorhynchus albirostris (white-beaked dolphin)
Lineage: Eukaryota; Metazoa; Chordata; Mammalia; Artiodactyla; Delphinidae
Gene: DTHD1
Product: death domain containing 1
Biological process (GO): signal transduction
Molecular function (GO): protein binding
Source: RefSeq, a predicted model, not a curated record
AUGGAUACAGAAGACAUAGGCUCAGGUAAACUAGGCCAAAUAUUGAAGCAGAUUUGGAGACAAAACCUGAUGCUAAAGCAGGAGCUCCUGGGUGAAGACCAUUGUGAAGGGGCUGGCGGGGGCACUUGGAUAGCCACAGUGGUCUUUCUGGGUCAAGAACUCAGUGAGGCCCUUCACCAACUCUUGGAACAUACUACAGGGACUCUGUGCUCCACCUAACAGCAGCUGUAUGUACUGCUUGACAAAGAGAAUUAUUGUACCUGGAGACAAGAAAUCAUUGCAUUCAUAGAUUGCCUCAUGAAAAGAAAAUAUUUGGGGAGCACUGCUACAUUUCUAAAGAAAGAAGAAAAGGAGAUGUGUAAUUUAUGCGGCAUGCAUGAUGAAUGUACUCCACUGCAGACAAUGUCCACCAUUCAAGAUAUCAAAGCAACAGACAUUGCUGCAAGAGGGGAACAAAAUGUCAUAGAAACAGCUACUGUUUCUCCCACAAGAGAGGAAAGUCAUUACACAAACCAGGUUCAGAUAAAAAAAAAUAAAAUACAUAGGAGUUCAGAACUAGUGGGAAAAUAAAACAAUACAUCAUUGAAGGGAGAUGUAACAGGGCAAGAAGAGUCACAAAACAAAAUGUUCCCAGAUAAUGCAGAAAAUGAAGAUGAUAAACAAAUAGAACACAUGACUGUUGAGAACAUAAAUAGCAACAGGGAAGAGAUGCAUGACAUAAUCCAGACAAGAGAAAGAGAAAUUCAAGAGACCUCAGAAAGCCAAAGUGAAGAGAUUACCACAUCCUCAACAACAUGUGAUAUCUCCAGUAAAUAUGUGAAUAGUCCUCUUCCCAGUGAUUCAGAGAGUCUAAAGCAAAAGCAUAACAUCAUGGAAAAGGAGUAUCUUGAUGUGCUGAGUGAUGAUACUGUCACCCAAGUGUCUUGUUAUAUUACAGCACCAUCCUAUGUUCUACAACAUCUAGAAUGCCAUAUUAAUAACAUGAGUUCUUUAAUAGUGAGUGAUAAUGAAGAAUUGGUCAGCAAUGUUAUCACUGUAGAGUGCUCAGAUAUGGAAAAGAGAAUUCCAUUUCCAAUAUGCAUUGCAAUUCCAUUUACUGAACGUUACAGGGGAAAUUACAGAGACAUCAUGGUGAAAGUGUCUGAUGUAGACUUUCAAUCAAGUUACCUGACUCCAAAUUCACUGGAAGGAAUGAGAGGAAGUUACAAGGUGACCCGUGCUGAAGUGAAAGUUUAUAAGUUGGGUAUCUUUUCUGUUGUGUCUUGUUUAAAGAAAGAGUCCUUGACAGUAACAAAGAAAGGCCUUACUCUUAAGCCAAGCAUGGAUUCUCAAAUAUCCUUAAAUCACCCUCCAGGAGUUUUCAGCUCACCAGUACUUGUACAAUUAAAGGUCCAACCAAUUGACCCAUCUCUGGUGGCAUAUUUAAAAACUCAGCAAGAUACUUCCUACUCAGUACUAUCCACAAGCCCUCUGAUUCAUGUUCAGCACCCAUCAACACAUCUUUUCCAGAAGCCAAUCACUGUACUCCUACCUUGCUCUACACACCCUGAUAAAAAAAAUCUUGGGUCUGAGAUAGAUCAUAAAAGAACAGCUAGUGCCACAACAAACAGAAUCAUACCUUUAUACCUCAACUGGACAAAAAGCACUUCCAUAAGAAAACCUGGGAGCAAUGCUUGUGAAUCUUUGAAAUUAUAGGGAUUCAGAAGCCAAGACAGUGGUUGGUUUGUGCUUGAUGGUUUCGCGGUGAGAACCAUGCAAAGUGGCUUGAUAUCAUUUGAAUUGUGUGAACAUUUAGAGAAGUUUAUAGUGCUUCACCCGUCUUCCAUUGUGGACAAUAGCCAUUUGGUUUCUUUUGUGAAGUCUUUGGAGGAAGCCACGCUCAGCAUCACUGUUUGCAUUGUACUUUAUCACCAGAAAGACAACCCACAUAGAACUGUCAUUUUAGUGGUGCCUUCUAAAGAUUUACAUCAGGUGCUUAGGAACUUGCGCUUGGAAGCAUCUAGUGGUCCUCCAGAGCCAUCUCGCCAUUUCCAAGUGAAAGAAGGAGAACAACUCCUUUUAAGGUUUACUGGAAACAUAUUUGCUUCAAGCAAUGGGAAGGAUUAUGGAAAAGACUACAAGCUUAUUUUUCAUUUACAAAGGAAACCUAGACUGGAACUCCAAAUCAAAGAGGUGGAUGAAUUGGGAAACUAUAGCUGCCCUCAUUAUAAGGGUACCAUUGUAGUUUAUAAAGUACCUAAAGAAAAGAUAGUCCACAACUUGGAUCAAUCUCUUAUACUUAACGAAAACAAUUAUCAGUUGCCAAUUUGCAAAUUACCAUUGAAAUUGCCAAAGGACAGAGUGGCAACUUUUAACCUCUCACACGUUAGUCUGGAAACCGAAAGUCUAGCCCACUUCUUCAUGCCAGUAUGUCCUCACCCAACACUGAUAAGUGCUGAUAUAAAAGAAAACACAGAAAAUGAUACAAUAGGUUCUACCAGUGGCAUGACUGUAAGAGGUGCUAAAAUGAUUAAAGAAGACAAUUUACAUCAUACAAAUAAACUUUAUUUAAGACUUCAUGAAGUGGACAGUCUCCUUUCAGAGAACUACAAAAUGGGGCGGAAGUCAAGAAACUUUCAUAAGGUCAACUGCUUGUCCACCGCUCUGUGCUCAGGUCCACACUGUGAUUCUAAAGUAGCAGGGGAAAUGCAGCUCUUGGACAUCAUGGAACUGGUGGAACCAGGGAAAGUGAAAGUGCUGGGGUCUGAGGAAUAUUUUGAGCAGUUCCUGUUUCCAGUCAUCAGCAAGAUGCAGGAGACUAUUGUGUCUUGCACCGGAGUGCACAGGAGAGCAUAUAGGCAGAAUAGGAGCAAGUUCUUAGAGCUUGUCGAUCACAUUCAGUAUCAUUUCAUAACCCUGGGCAUCCCUGUAGUUGACUGCAAUGUGAAAGCCCUGUGGGACAACUUGCUCUACUGGCUGGCAGACGAGCUCUCAGAAGAAAACGCCCUGUGUCUCUUCUCAUCCCUCCCCCUUCGCCACAGCACCAUUCAGCUCAUCAAACUGAAGAACCCUGAUGAUCUCACAGACCAGACCCACGACCUUCUUUGCUUUUGGAAAAGAUCACUCCCAAAUUCCACAGACAAACUUCGUCUUCUGGCUCGCCAUCUCCGCAAGAUCAGCAGGAGUGACCUUGCAGAAGAGCUCAAAUUCAAGUGGGAAAAUAAAGUGUUCACUGAACCCCAGCAGUGGUCUGAUGUGGUGGAGUUCAGCCCCGUUGCUCUUUCUUUUGCCCUAGGAAAAGUGUCACAGUCGGUUUGA